UCCUGAAUCCGCUUCCGGCGUACUGACGACAUCGACGCCUGUGCCCACUGACUGAUCGCAGGGUUUCUCCCCGAACAGCGCUGAAUGGUAGCAGCUGAGAGGCGGGUGCGGAGCGAGGGUUGCCAAACCCGCAGGAUUCCUCACGGCUCGCGGACUAUAAUGCUCUUCUAUAUGUAUCCCCAUGAACGGAUGACAACCUCCAAAAAAAACCAACACUGACAACUUUCAGUUCUACAUUUGACGCGGAGCUGGCUUUGAGAUUUUUUUUCCAUUUUUUCAACCAAGUCCGAGAACAGGCAUCAUGCAGGUGCAAACUGUGGGCUGGCGUUAGUGAAAUGACUUGCUCGGCGCUGACGCGUUUCACUGUGCCACAUAGCCCCGCGGUAGCAGAUGCCAUUUUACUCUGCGUUAUCCCAGCGCCUGGGAUUCCAACACACUGGGCCUGUUGUGCAAUUAGAAGUUCGUGAGGCAGAGACAAGCAAGCUGGUGCGAUGAGAAGCUACGCUGCCCAAGACACUGUGCGCAAUUUGUGCUAACGCGUAUGGGUCCUGCGUACUCAAGCUCCCAGCUUCCACUUGGAGAGGCGUGCGGCUGGGCUACAGUGCACUGUUUGUCGGCUUCACAUCUGGACCGCCCGACUACUGUCAUCUGCGGCCUGUUCCGACAGUGCACUCCCUGAACUUGUAUGUAUAAGGGGAACUGACUGCGAUCGCCUCGGAUGGUGUCGUGUUAGGGAUAACGCGGUGCAUAUGUGGUUGGGACUUGACGUUAUCGGUGAGCUACUGGAACACCGUGGUUCAAAACUGGACUAGCUGACUACCCAAGGAAAAAAACGCGGACCCAGAUAAGUUAUGGAUUUUGCGUAGGAAAGUCACGUAUUGUUAAAUGCAACGCUAGGGUGACAUUGCAGUCUUCUCACCACAUCGGUUUUUCGUUGGCCGACAAAAAAACAAGAGUGAAAGUGGAAUUUUGUCCGUCAUACGUAUCGGCGCAGUGGGAUUUCUACGUCUGGUCGACGUUUCCCCCACCCUUCUCGCGGUGACGGUUAUGGGUCGGAAGCGGUGUGUCGGUGCAGAUUGUUCCAAGAUGGCGGCCGGGUGCUGCGGGGUGAAGAAGCAGAAACUGUCGGGAUCGCCCGGGUCGGGGGGUCCCGGCGGGGUGGGGGCGGGAAGCGGGAUGGCAGGAAACGGACACUGUGGCUCGGAGUUGGGGAUUGGCUCCUCAGCCACCGUUGCAGCAGCGGCGAACGUGAGCAGAGCCAACGGCCUGGGGGGACCCGGGGGUAACGUUAGCAGCAGUGGUAGUGGCAGCAGCGGCACAAGCGCUCUGUCGCCGUCCCCGUCCCCGGCCGGCUACUCUUCAUCCGGCCUCUCCCCGAAUCUCAGCUCGGGACCGGGUUCGGGAAGUGGAGGCAGAAAAAUGGUCGUCUCAGCUGAGAUGUGCUGCUUCUGUUUUGACGUGCUCUAUUGCCAUCUGUACGGAUACCAACCUCCGAGAACACCCAGGUUUACAAACGAUCCCUACCCGCUGUUUGUCACAUGGAAAAUAGGCAGAGACAAGCGGUUGAGGGGUUGUAUAGGUACAUUUUCUGCCAUGAAUCUGCACUCAGGACUCAGGGAGUACACCCUUACCAGUGCCCUUAAGGACAGCCGCUUCCCCCCUAUGACAAGGGAUGAGCUGCCUCGACUCUUCUGCUCAGUGUCUCUUCUCACCAACUUUGAAGACGUUGGUGAUUACCUUGACUGGGAGGUGGGUGUUCACGGUAUUAGGAUAGAGUUUUUCAAUGAAAAAGGAUCAAAGCGCACCGCCACCUAUCUACCAGAGGUUGCAAAGGAGCAAGGUUGGGACCAUAUUCAAACCAUAGAUUCCUUACUACGAAAGGGAGGUUACAAAGCUCCCAUCACAAACGACUUCAGGAAGACCAUUAAGUUAACCAGGUACCGUAGCGAGAAGAUGACAAUGGGUUAUGCAGAGUACAUCGCCCACCGCCAGCACCAUCACUACCAGAAUGGCAUUGGGCACCCUCUACCACCCUACAACCAUUAUUCCUGACAGCGAGCCGCAUGACCAAUCAUUGGACCUCUCCGCGGACCUUUUCCCAGGAGAGCCAGCCCCCUCCUGGUCUAGCUAUUUCUACUACUGUACCAUUUUAUGAUGAUAGUUUCCGUUGCCAUGCUGACUGUCUCCCAGAUGUUGACAUGGCAACGGGUGGCAACAAAGCAUCAUUUGAUGAUGGCAAGAAAUCCACACUUAUUUUUCUUAGCCUGUGGUUAAGUUUUUGCAGCAUAUGUAUACCAAUAUCUAUAACCCCCCCUCAUAUCCAAAAUGAAACAACUAUUAGAUUCUUUUCAGCAAACCUAAUCCGGUGUUUGAUUCUGUGGAUGGAAGGAAGCCUUUUUUUUCCGGUGGAUUAGUCUCACACUUAAAUUGUUUAUUAGGCUUUGCUACAAUUUUACAUUAUCUAAAAAAAGAAAAAUCUUAUUUUUUUUAUUUUCUUGAACUUAAUAUCCAGACAUGUAUGCCACGUAGAAAGGCCAGUGCAGUUCUCAAAGGCUGUUUCUCUAUUCCGACUCUUCUCCAAAAUUCAAACAAACAAAAAAACAACAGAUUGCCUGUUGAGCCUUGUCAAAUCUUGUAGUGUUAUAGUUGGAACUAUAUAUCGGGAUCUGUAUACUCCAAAGUCUAGAUAGUAGGAUUGUGAUGCCCUUUGCUGGUAGUGUGUGUGUGUGUGUGUGUGUGUGUGUGGAUAUAAAUAUUGGUCCGCCACAAGAUGGAAACCAGUUCAGUGAAUUGGAAAUUGGAUCUUACCGAGAGAUCGCCCACGGAAAUCUUUUUCAAGAUCCCCUCCUUUAGUAUUUGUUGUGUUUUGUGGUGGGACCUGUUUCACACAGAACUGAGUUUGUUUGGCUAGAGCUUUCAGCCACGUUCCCCUCUUUUUAUUUUUAUGUUUAACGUUUUGAAAUGUAAGAAAUUGCGGAGGAAGCCAUUUAGUCUGAGGAUAAUCACUUCUUGGCAGGGGAUUUGUUAUUGUAAAAUGGGCUACAAGUGGGUCUGAUUGCCCCACAUCGAACAGGGGGAGCAGGCGCCACCACAGGCCCCUGGAAAAAUAAUGUGCACGAGCAGUGCUUUCAUCUGAAUUGACUUGGUUUCUGUGUCAUGUGACAGGGCCAUGCUAUAGCUACUUAAAGCCAUAUUGUCUUUUAAUCCCACACUUUGUAAGAGUAAUCUGCUUUUCGGCUUGAAGUGUUUUGCAUUCGGCACCACGUAGUGGGUCACCUCUAGUGUGUAGGGUCUUCAAUCUGAACGCAAACUCGCCAGCCAGUGUCAUUUAGUCUUGCCUCUUCAGAUUAUAGCUAACCAUUUGUCUCUCGUUCACGUGUGGUGCGUUCACAGGGAGGCAUAUGGAAGUAACACGUUUGUGUCGCUUUGGGAAUGCACGCCAUUGUGCUCGUCAGAUUCUGAAGCGGUUGCAGCGAGUUGAUUUAGGCGUUGAAGCCGGACACGCUGCUGUUCAGCGAGGUACCCGUUGAUCUGUGUGUCCACGGCGUUUAGGUGUGUCGGCCUGUUUUGGCAGCACGAUGAAAACGAAACGCAGCGGCGUGACUUUGAGCGGCCCGGUGGCUCACUGUUAAAGUCUACAAAUAUAAAGCCAGGGCUUUGUUAGGACUCAAGAAGCCAUGUCUCACCCAACGCUUACUUGUUGUGAGUGACGUACAUGCAUACACACAUACGACAGGCUGGUUGGAUUCACUUUCCAGAACUGUCGAGGAUCACCGCGAUCCGCCUGCGUUGGGUUCGGCUUUAGUUCCGCUUGCUGGGAGGAUUUAAGAGGUUCUGGCAUCUUUCUUUGUAACAGCCUUUACUAACUGACAGGUUAUUUUUCUUUAUGCAAAAAAUGUCAAGGGCUUUUGGCACUCCAUCCACAGUAACCUGAAAUGACCCAGAUUUAAGUUGUGUUGCCUUAAAUGAGUGAUCUAGUAAGUGAUGGACCAAUAGACGGCGCUUCGGCUGCUCCUCUGUCCCGUGGUACGCUCCCCCCCCCGCCGCCAAUAUCUUUACACCACAGUGUAGGAAAGGGCCUCAGAUGUCGUUUCUGUCCCUUCCGUGGCCAUACGGGGGCUCCCGUAUGCCUGCGGUCCCGUCUCUUUCCGUCACGUCUCACCCAGCUGCUGGUCCUCAAUUCUUUCAUUUUUGAAAGCCCCACAUAAACACAUUCUCUUAAAAACAAUGUCGGGCGCUGUGGUGUCGUAACCCCUAAAUGUUUAGAACCCACGGGCAGGCAGCGUCGCGCCCCCACGAUGCACGCGCUGCAUCAACGGGCCGACAGAGGAGCGGCGAGGCGGUCGUUUCCUGGUCCAGUCAACACGGCACAAACUGAAUUCUUCUGCUGCGAAACCAAAUUGACCAUGCUCUUUUACAUAUAUGUCUUUGUAUACACAUGCAAUGUAUUGAGUUGUAUGUAUGAGUAUGAGACCUAUGGUUUUAUCCAUGAUAUGCUUGAUCUAUGGCUUAGACGCUCUUAUUAACCAUGAAGAGACUUAAAAGACAUACGGUGCUAUCGGACCUCAUAUUGGGGUGGUCACAGCUUGUGACUGGUCAUGCGGACUCAUUGAUCAUAUCAUCCAUAAAGAGGCCGCAUGUAAGAUUUUCUCCUUGGUGUGUCGCUGUGACUUGAGUUAUGACGGCACAUUUGUAAUCCUGAAGGAUGUGACUGUCACUGAUAUAAGCGGUAGCCCCCGAGUAUCUUCGCUUUCAUUAACCGAUGCGGGCGACUUUGGGAUCAAUUCCCUAUGGGAAAUGCUGACUGCUAUUGUAACUCAUAACGAAGAAGGACGAGGUCCCUGCAGCAAACGCCUCAGAGGGGCUCUGAAAAUGUACUUUUAAUGGUUGUCAUUGCUAUUUUAACAGGGCCACAUUUAGAGAAAAUCCUACAUGCGUUACCUUUUACUAUCCUUGAUAUAUGCAGAUCUGUUCAACAGGUGUUUUCUUUUCUUGUUUUUUUCUUUCUUUUCUUCUUUUCCUACCAGUGCAAGUCAACACCCGUGCAGGUUUGAAAGGACACGAAGUCAGACGUAGCCUCCCUCCCCUCGAUCGCACCCCACACUGGCCCAACCUCAUGGUCGGGCUCGUCAACUUGUGCCGAUCGGUAGAUAGCGACGGCAGUAGUGACCGGUGCCUCUCCGGGAGGAUUGGAUGCUGCUUUUUCAGAAGCACGUCCUCCAGGUUCUUUAGCUGCUCAAUCGUUAUGACCUCUGGAAAGGCCAGGUUUGACUUGACUAGUGAACGGGCCUGGAACUACGCUGAAGGUGAGCGUCUCCUUUAACGGGUCGCAGCUAAUGUUUUACGUAGAACACGCAGAAAAUAGUCCUGCUUCUGUACUGAAUUUAACUGUUUAAAGCAUUGAUACCUCAUGGGAUAUUGUGGAGCGACAUUUGUAGUUUGUUGUAGCAGAUUGAGUUUUGGUUCCAUACCAGGGUUAGAGUUCAGCCUCAGCAUUCCUUGUGUGGUCAUUCUCAUAUUUCGUGGAAUGCUCAAGCUCAUGUUACCUUCGUAUGUUUGACUGAACCAAAGAUGCCAGCGGCCGCGCCCAGAUGCUGCUCUUCGGGCCUGGCUUCCUGUCCUUUCAAAAGACACCCCUGCAAAUGACAAAUGUGAUUUUUAAAAUUAUUUUGUGUGUAUGCGAUUUCUCAAUUGUUUUGACUUAUUGAGCAACCCAAUUUUUUAAUGAAUUUUCAUUGGGUCUAUCUGAAGCAGUACAUGGCAUCAAUGAUGGUUUAAAAAAUGGUUGCAAAAUGUGGUUACAGUACUUGUUUUGUUGUUAUUAUUAUUAUGAGUAGAAUUAUUAUUAUAAUUUACAAAAAUGAAAAUCCCAUGGUGUGCCUCCUAGCUUUAUGGGUUUAUAAACGUUUUUUCCCUAAAGACCAGCAGUUAUACUUUGUAUAAAAGAUGGAUUCCUUAUUUUUUUAUGCCAUUAAAGAUGAAAAAGCCUGUUUUCGUUACUCUGGACCCAGUAGCUGCACUGGUAUACAAUCGCACUGAUAGAUGAAUAAAAAAGACAACAACAAAAGAAUGAACUAAUAAUAAUAAUAAUGACAAAUGAAAUAAGAACUACAAUAAACUUGUUUGAAGCUUUUAUAAAAAAAGAAAAGAAAAUACAAUAAAAAAAUGAAAAUGACUGUUUUUGUACAUCCAAAUAAAUUCUUUUCAAAAGAA
Pseudoliparis swirei is the source of this 6213-nucleotide messenger RNA. RefSeq names its product AMMECR nuclear protein 1 (gene ammecr1). The transcript has 6 exons. Lineage: Eukaryota; Metazoa; Chordata; Actinopteri; Perciformes; Liparidae. The record is from RefSeq and is a predicted model, not a curated record. The coding region runs from base 1048 to 2052 and encodes 334 amino acids.